UAAAUCAUGUCAGCACCACCACCGUAUGAAGCAAAAGGAGAAGCGCCACCUUACCCGCCAGCGGCAGGACAAGCGCCACCAUGCCAGCCUGCAGCAGAUCAAGCGCCACCAUACCCUCCACAGGCCCAGUACCCGCCACAGGGCCAGUAUCCACCGCAGGGACAGUACCCACCACAGGCCCAGUACCCACCGCAGGGACAGUACCCACCACAGGCCCAGUACCCACCGCAGGGACAGUACCCACAGGCCGCCCCAGCCCAAGUUGUUGUGAUAGCUGCUCAGCCAGUUCAUUUCGGAAGAUACCCUGUAAACAUGACCUGCGGAAACUGCCAUGCUCAGAUUCAGACACAAGUGCAAUACGAAAUUGGAGUGCUUGUUUGGAUUCUUUGCCUGGCUCUGUUUUUCUUUACCGGUAUUUGUUGCUUCAUCCCCUUCUUGAUUGAAGGCUGUAAAGAUGCUGUUCACCAUUGUCCUGCGUGCAGAACCUUAAUCGGACGUAAAAGUGCUAUGUAAAAAAGAUGCGUUAUCUUAGAUGUCUUAUUAUCGAAUCAAAAAAUACCUUUUUUAGGGAUUGUAAACAAUAUAAGCCUCAGUUUUUCAGGGCUUAAAGUUUUGAUAUUCAUCUUCUUCAUUUAAGGUUCAUGAAGAUAAUCAGCAUUUAUCAAAUCUUCAAUUCAUCUAAAUUCUUGAAGAUACUCAGCAGAUCAGUUUACUUUGAAUCGAGCUAAGGACAUGUCAUUUCUAGAAUAUAAGAAUAUACCACUUACAAGCAACAGAUAGGAAGAUGUCUCUUAUAAAAGAAGAAAACAUCCUAAAUUGAACAAUAAUGUUAAUCUUGAUUUGUGCAGCGAUAUAAUAUGCUGAGUUACACACUUUGUAUUUAAACAUUUUUAAAGUGAUUAUGAUAAACAAGAUAGAUAUUAUUAUUAGGCUUACUUUUAUAGAAGACAUUUUCUCAGUACGAGUGUACCUGAUUUAAUCUAGAUUUAAUGUGAUCUGAAUGUAUUUAGCCUCAUCUCCGAUUGACAAUAGAAAACGUCAAUCGACUAAGCUGAGACUCAAUUUGAACAUUCAGUUUAUCAUUGACUAAUGACUAUAUCGGAGAAAAAAAUGAUAACAUUCAUCUUGAAUGAGAUUUUUAAAGCUUUUAGAAGAUUAAACUAUAAUGAGUCCAGUUUGUAGUAAGUUAUGACUUUUUUGAAUACUUACUCAUACUAUUUUACGGAA
Molecule: messenger RNA, 1227 nt
Organism: Bolinopsis microptera
Lineage: Eukaryota; Metazoa; Ctenophora; Tentaculata; Lobata; Bolinopsidae
Product: cell death-inducing p53-target protein 1 homolog
Exons: 1
Coding region: 7-513 (168 amino acids)
Molecular function (GO): zinc ion binding
Source: RefSeq, a predicted model, not a curated record